CUUAGAGUAUAUAGCAGGAGAGUUCAGAAGUCAAGAAGAAACUGUAAUGCUGUUGAGUACUGAUUCUCACACCAGAUAAUAAACUCCUUGAACCUACUCCCAGAUGAAGGGGUGUCUGCAACCUCAACUGAUUCUCUCAAGAGAGAUUUGGACAAGCGCAGUAUCACAAUAUGCAUGUGACCUUGAAGUGCUCAGCCUCUCCAUAAGCAGUUUGUACCUCUAUCUACUGUCUGAGUCGUAGGGCCCCCAGUGUGGUUAUGAUGACUUCCAUGUGACCGGGAUUAUUGGUCAUUAAAAUGCAACUCAGUGGGACAUUUGAUGUUAAACUUGGAAAGAGUUUUCUUGAUCGAGAUCCAACAUCAUAUAUGACAAUGCGUUGUGAUUUUAUGCCUGCCUCAGUAGACCGGUCACAACCUGGCUUAAUCAGGGUAAAUGAAGGUAACGAGGUUGUUGUUGACAUGCCUAAUGUAACAAGCACCAACUUGGACGCAACAACUACAUUUCGUGGGACUGCUCGUUCUGUUCAGAAAGAAUGUAUUUUGAUAUAUAAUAAAAAGACCCAUGAGUUGACUUUAGAGCGAAUUGCACAUACCGUGCAGUUGAAGAAAACUCGCGAAGGACGAAAGCCUGAUACAGCCUGUCUUCCUAACUCGGAAGGUUCACAGUUGCUCCCGUUGCCUGACCGUUCAGGUCAAGAAACUAACUUGAAAUCUAUCCGACCUACUCCGCCUAAAAGAAAACCACCCAAUGAUCCUGAGAUGAUGUCUGUUACUUCAAAUACUACAGCACAACAGUCAUUGGAGAAGAAAACACACUCAAGAACUCUGAGUAGCAGUAGUAGUAGUAGUAGUGCUUCCAGUAGCAGCAGUGAUAUGGACGCGGAGUCAUCGGAUAGUGAUGAUGAUGAUGACAGUGUUUCGGAGAGUGAGUCAAGUUCUACUCUGAGCAGUUUAUCAAGUGAAAGAAAGAAAUCAGCGAAAACUAAGCCACCCUCUUCAAAUACAAAAUCUGAUGCUAAAGCGGUGGUUAAUCCGAAUUUGUCAGCUCAUCGUAAAUUGAUUGAGCACGAUUUAAAGCUUAGUGACUCUGACUCUGACUGUUGCAGUGACUAGGAGAUACUACAACCGCCGGGAUUAGUUUCCUAAUUGUUUUCAAAUAUAAAUUAUUAAUAAUGUUUACUAUAAAACUGAUCAAUGAAAUAGUAAAAUGUUACAGAAAUUGAUUAUUUCUUCUGACAGAUUUUGUGGUGCUAAUUUAUUUUAAAAUAAAUACUGUUGUUUAUCGUGUACCACAUUCGAUUUUUUCGUUGAACAUUUAACAAUAAUCACUAGUUCGUUGGAGAAUUUAAUCCACUAACUUUCUUUAGUGUUUAUAAUGUGUAUUGUGGCGGUGUGUGUGUGUGUGUGUGAACCAAAAUGGAUAGUGGUGUUUAUUAAUUUGAUAGUAGUACUGUAAUGGGGAUCUCAGGAUAAAUCUGCUUCACUGAUGCUGGUUGCAAAUAUAAUAGUAUUUCGUAU
This is a messenger RNA of Trichobilharzia szidati, 1517 nucleotides long. The record is from the annotation of a GenBank genome assembly. Lineage: Eukaryota; Metazoa; Platyhelminthes; Trematoda; Strigeidida; Schistosomatidae.